AUGGAUCUGCCAACUGCUCCCAACAACACUGUUCCCCUUAUCGUCACAACAGCUGCAGAUGACGACAAGGCUGUUCUCGCUCAUGCCAACAACGACAACUCCAUGAAUUAUAUGCAGCCCGUCUCCAAACUGGACAUGGAACCCAACCCCUUUGAGCAGAGCUUCUCCGACCUAACCCCAGAAAAGGCUGGACCUCCCUCUGGCAACUCGGCACCAGCGCCAGAGGCACCCAAACCAACUUUGCCACCUAUCGCUUCAAUGUCUGGCCGUCUCGCACCUAACAACGAACAAUAUGGAUGGGAGGCCCAAUCGCUCCGUAUGGGCCCUCUGUCACCCUCUAUGCUGGAAGGCCCUCAGGAUCCUAUCCCCGUUGGAUCUUAUCCCGCCACAACCGCCGCCAUCUCGACCAUCUAUACUUCUGGAGCCCCCAUGGCAGAGAACGGAUAUGCCUAUGCUGGCAUGCCAGGCUCAGUUGCUCCUCCUGCAGGCCCUGUUCAGACGGCGGAACCAUACCCACCAGCAAUCUACAAUCAGACUGCUCAGGCGCCACGACAGCCUCAGCCAUUUCCCCAUAUGAAUGGCCAGGCACCUAUGAACGACCGAUAUAUCCCUCCUCAAGGCGUACCGCAUCCCGACAACGUCCAUGGUUACAACAGCAUGCAGAACUUGACACAGGCACAGGCCGCUGCACAGAGGGAGAUGUGGGUCAAGCGCGAGAGUAUCGAUGCCAACGGAUACUUUCCAGGACAGCCCCAACAGCAACAGCAGCACCAUGCUGCACAGAACGGACAGAAUGCCUCUGGAAUGGUUGGCACCCAGGGUCGCGACUCUCGUCCAAGCCGUAUGACUUCAGAGGACAGCGACGACUCUCAAUUCUCGAGACAGUCUAGCGUCAGUGGCGAACCAGGCAACAAUGGCAAGAACGGCGGCUCAAACGGAAACAAGAAGCGUCCUGCCGCUGAGGACAAGAUGGACGAAGAAGAGAAGCGCAAGAACUUUUUGGAGCGCAAUCGUCAAGCUGCGUUGAAGUGUCGCCAGCGUAAGAAGCAGUGGCUUUCCAACUUGCAGGCCAAGGUGGAGUACCUGACAACGGACAACGAGCACCUGCAGACUCAGACAGCUUCACUCCGGGACGAGAUUAUUCACCUGAAGGCCUUGCUCCUGGCCCACAAGGAAUGCCCUGUUGCUCAGGCCAACGGUGUUUAUGCACAUACGAUUGGAGUUGCCAACAACCACAGCGGUGGAAUGAUGCCUCCCACCAUGCAAGGACAGGCAAGUCAGCAGCAGCAGCAGCAGAGAGGAGUUGGACAGCGUGGAGGAUCUAUGCCCCAACCAGCCCAGCAGAUGCAGGCUGGUGGUGCCAGGGUCGCCAUCUCUUCAGCCUCUGGCGGGCCUGCAGUGUCAACGGCAACCAGUCAGGGCCAGUCCAUCCGAUAUUAA
Linnemannia hyalina is the source of this 1440-nucleotide messenger RNA. Lineage: Eukaryota; Fungi; Mortierellomycota; Mortierellomycetes; Mortierellales; Mortierellaceae. The record is from the annotation of a GenBank genome assembly.